Ylistrum balloti is the source of this 717-nucleotide messenger RNA. RefSeq lists its product as uncharacterized. The record is from RefSeq and is a predicted model, not a curated record. Lineage: Eukaryota; Metazoa; Mollusca; Bivalvia; Pectinida; Pectinidae.
AUGGGUCUCGACUCCCUGGGGCCAGAGGGGCGGGACCCAAUAGGGGAAUCAACCCUUCCUGAUUACAUGGAAGUUGUCCAAAUUUGGCCUAAAGCAUUCUUGGGUAAAGAGGAAUCAAUUUUGUAUGAACGGUGGAUCUCGGCUAUGUAUCACCGGACGGGAGUGAUUGAGACCCAUAAUGACAGUCAGUCAGUCUCCUUACGUCCCCGAAAGUUAUCUCCCCUUACCACAAGAAGUGUUGUUAAACUGCCUUCUAAAACACGAGAAGCAGACGCAAAUGUUUUGAGGACUGAAGAACUACGACGGAAAGGAAAAAUGGCGCGACUGUCUGAUCACCGACGAGAAUCGGCGGCAGCCAAAAGAGAGGAAAGACAAGCAGAAAUACGGAAGCGACUGGAAGCAAAGAUGACGAAAAAUCUGUCACAUGAGAACGAUAAGGUGAAGGUAGAUGAAAAACUGGAAAGGGCACGGAUCUACAGAGAAUUGAAGGCUGAAGAAAGACGGGAGAAAAUCUGUAAGAAAUUGGCAAGAUUUCUAAUUACAGAGAAACCAAACAGGAUAUCAACAGAAGAGAAAUUAGAGCGUGCUCGAAAGAACAGAAAACGACUAGAAGGAAAGAGGGAGAAAUGGGAAAAGAAAGAGAGAAAGAUUGAAGCAAUUAAAAGAAGCAGAAGCGUCAGCACACCUUUACCAUCGUCAACUAAAUUAGAAAUUUAG